GUCACUUCCGGUGCUCUGUGCCCGCCUCCCUCCUGAACGCAGACCGCGGGUUUUUGAAUAUAACGGCUGGUUCAGUACGCGGAGUUUACCAAAGGCUGCUCAUUGAAACAUUGUCUGACGUCCAAACACCAUGAUGUCUAUUACUGAUCCAAACAUGAGUUCCAGAUUCGCCAGUGCAAUGGAGGAGAUCCACAACAAACAGCUCAAAACAUACGGGGAAAUAAUUGAUACAACGACAGAGCUGUGCCAGUCUCACAGGCAGUUUGUCAAGUCUGCACUUGAUACAUGUUCAAAGAAAUGCAAGGACGAUGAGAUGUUGUUCGAGACAAUACAGACAUUCAAAGAAGACUUGGAUCAUAAAAAUGAAUCACUGAGAGAGAAACAACAUGCCAUUUCUGAAGUGAUCUCUGAGAUUGAGCAGAAGGAGAUGCAUAAAGAUGACCUUAUCCAGAAGAUAGAGAAACUUAAAGAAGAGCAAGCCAAGAGAAAAGAGUUAAUUGAGUCACAAAAUAAAUCAAACAAAGACAGACUGAAGAAUCUGGGGAAAGCAAGACUCGUCUUUCAGGAACAUUUGGGGAUGGAGAUACGAACCAUCCUUGGCAAAUCCCAAUUGGUUAAAGGGGAAAAGUUGCAGUUUGUUUUCCGGAAUAUCAACCCUUCAGAUCAGGACAGCGCCUAUGUUGUAACUAUGGGGAUUAAGGCAGACGGAUCAUACCAGAUUGUGUCGAGUGACCCUGCCCUCGAGUCUUUGCCGGUCUUGGAGAGUCAGCUUCAGGAGACCAAUAACUUACCUGCAUUCCUGGCAAACAUCCGGAAGGCGUUUAUUACUCUGGCACGGUGCUAAGAGUGGAAGGUUGAGAUGAUAAAAAACCAAAGCAGUGACGUUUUAACUGCUAAAAUUCAUAAAUACUGAUGUUAGUUAUAUUUACACGUCUUGUUUUUCUGAGCACUGUUGUAUUGAAUUAUACUGAAAACCUCUUUUUUAACAUUGAUUAAACCCUGAAGCUUGGUUAGGGGAGCAUGUUUUUUUCGGAUGGGAAUGGGGACAUUCCUUGACUGUCUUUGGUUUGUCUAAGAAUGGAUAAAAGUUAACUAGUUACCUUUUAGUAGUCGUUCUCCAGACACAGCGGUAAAUGAAGCAACCAGUCAUUCAUUAUAAAGGUCAUUUAUCUCGUUUGUUAUUCACUUCAUAACUCAUACAGUGUUCAGGGAAACUGGUACAGUUUUACUGGCUAGAUUUGAACUUGUCAAAGUCAAAUUGAGAUAUUAAAAAAACAUUUGUUAAAUAUUCUUAUAAUUGCAUUGUUGUGUACACAAUGAGGAAUAAAUAAAGGUGAAAAGCGAUUUGGGUGUAAAAAUAAAAAUGCAUUAUGAAUCCGAAAUAA
This is a messenger RNA of Labrus bergylta (ballan wrasse), 1385 nucleotides long. It is a transcript of the gene spc25, whose product is annotated as SPC25 component of NDC80 kinetochore complex. Gene Ontology annotation, biological process: chromosome segregation. The record is from RefSeq and is a predicted model, not a curated record. Gene Ontology annotation, cellular component: Ndc80 complex. Lineage: Eukaryota; Metazoa; Chordata; Actinopteri; Labriformes; Labridae.